GAAGCAGCCAUGGCACAGCAUAACCGAAAGCAAGGAAGAAAACCCACCACAUGGCUCAACGCAGCGUCUUCCCAACGGCAGCUACCUCAUCUUCCUCGGGACUCAACCGCAUAUACCUUGCCAGCUAUCUAGAAAAACAAACCCAACAAUGGUGAUGGCGGCGGCCCUCCUCCUCAUCUUCCAGAACCAGAAGAAUGUUCGUCAGCACCUGGCCGGUGUGAGAGGAUGAGGCACCUACGCUACGCCCUACCCGUCACCUGGCACUUGGCCGCCAUCCGCUGCUCGCUAGCUCGUCGUCGUCGUCGUCGUAGCUCGUAGGCUCUUCUGCUAGCUGCUCUCCGCUAGCUGUGUCUCCCACGUGCGCGUGCGCUGCGUCCGACUGACACGUCGCUCCAGGCCCAGGGCAGCAUAGCAUGGCGAGCGCGCGGCCGCCGCAGGCGCAGGCGCAGCGCACGAUGUGGUGCGGCGGCUGCGGCGCGUACCUGUCCGUGGCGCCCGGGGCGCGCUCCGUGCGGUGCGGGCUCUGCCACACCGUCACGCGCGUCGAGCGCCGCCGCCCGCACGGCCUGCACCACGCCACCGUGGGCUUCAUCAAGGGCCUCAUCAACGCCUUCACGUCGCCGCAGCCGGCGUCGGGGUCGCCGCGGGCGGCGCUCCAGGAGCAGGUGCCGGCUGCGAGGAGUGCGAGCUUCCCGCGCGUCCGCGGCUGCAAGAAGCGCGCGCUCCUGGUGGGGAUCAGCUACGCCGCCACCAAGUACGAGCUCCGGGGCGCCGUCAACGACGUCAACUGCAUGAGCUACCUCCUCCGCGAGCGCUUCGGCUUCCCGGCCGACUGCAUCCUCGUGCUCACACAGGAGGACAAGGACGCUGCACGGGUGCCGACGCGAGCGAACCUGAUGCGCGCGCUGCGGUGGCUGGUGGACGGCACCAGCGCCGGGGACUCGCUGGUGUUCCACUUCUCGGGCCACGGCGUGCAGAAGCUGGACAGGGACGGCGACGAGGCGGACGGGUACGACGAGGCGCUGUGCCCGGUGGACUUCGAGGACCCGCGCGGCGGCGGCGGGGUGAUCCUGGACGACGAGAUCAACGCCACCAUCGUGCGGCCGCUGGGGAAAGGCGUGAAGCUGCACGCCAUCGUGGACACCUGCCACAGCGGCACCAUCCUCGACCUCCCCUACCUCUGCCGCCUGUCGAGGACCGGGUACUGGCAGUGGGAGAACCAGCAGACGACCCGGCUCUCCUCCUCCUCCGGCGGCGGCGGCGAGACCGCCACCAGCAAGUGCACCAGCGGCGGACUCGCCAUCUCCAUCAGCGGCUGCGGCGACAGCCAGACGUCGCAGGACACCACGGCCUUCUCCGGGUCCGCUUCCACGGGCGCCAUGACGUACAGCUUCAUCAAGGCGGUGGAGUCGGAGCCGGGCACCACCUACGGCCGCCUGCUGACGGCGAUGAGGGCCACCAUCCGCGACAACGGCGGGGAGUUCGGCAUACCGGGCCCCAUCGGCACCUUCUUCCGCCGGGUCAUCACAUUCAGCUGCGCGCAGGAGCCCCAGCUGUGCGCUUCAGAAACGUUCGACAUCUACAGGAAACCCUUUCUAUUGUGACUCCUUUCCUUCAUACAGUAUUUAUGAGAUUAGCUCUGCACGGUAUAUAUACAUACGAACACGGUGUGUUCUUUUGUCUCCUUUAUACUA
Sorghum bicolor (sorghum) is the source of this 1694-nucleotide messenger RNA. RefSeq names its product metacaspase-1. NCBI's taxonomy places the organism in Eukaryota, Viridiplantae, Streptophyta, Magnoliopsida, Poales, Poaceae. Bases 414 to 1604 code for a protein of 396 amino acids. Gene Ontology annotation, biological process: proteolysis. The record is from RefSeq and is a predicted model, not a curated record. Gene Ontology annotation, molecular function: cysteine-type endopeptidase activity. The transcript has 3 exons.